Molecule: messenger RNA, 932 nt
Organism: Gamsiella multidivaricata
Lineage: Eukaryota; Fungi; Mortierellomycota; Mortierellomycetes; Mortierellales; Mortierellaceae
Exons: 5
Coding region: 99-824 (241 amino acids)
Biological process (GO): phospholipid biosynthetic process
Cellular component (GO): membrane
Molecular function (GO): phosphotransferase activity, for other substituted phosphate groups
Source: RefSeq, a predicted model, not a curated record
UUUUUUUCUUUUUUUCUUUAUCUUUCCCUUAUUCCCUCCUUGUCAUUCCUUCGCAAGAACCACUCGGCGCACUUCAAUUACAUUCCAAUCCAUCUCCAAUGUCUCAGCGCCCAAAAGCCGUUCGUAUGGGAACCUCCGAGCUCGAGGCGCCACCAGCAACCCUGACAAAGAAGCAGUUCCAGCAGGUCAAGAAUCUCACGAGGGAUGAUGGACACUUCAACUUGGUCAGGAACUUCAAUCUCGCGGAUGUGAUCACUCUGGGCAAUGGAGUGUGUGGCUCUUUGUCCAUUUUUUCCAGCCUGCGUUAUGUCAUAACCCAAGAUCCUUAUUACCUGAGAAUGGCCAUGUGGUGCAUCCCCUUGGGCUUCACCUUCGACGUCUUUGAUGGUCGAGUCGCCCGCUGGCGCGACACGAACUCGAUUCUUGGCCAGGAGCUAGACUCGCUUGCCGAUGCGAUCUCCUUUGGGGUGGCCCCAGCUGUCCUAGGAUUCGUGCUUGGAAUGCAGAGCUUUCUAGAUACAGUGGUGUUGGUUUGCUUUAUCUGCUGCGGAAUUGCUCGUUUGGCACGGUACAAUGCUACAAUUGCCAUCUUGCCCCAUGACAAAUCUGGUAAAGUCGAGUAUUUUGAAGGAACGCCUAUUCCAACGUCACUUGCGUUAGUUGCUGUGCUCGCUUAUUUGACACAUCUGGGCAAGGUGGGCGACCAAUUGCCUGGAGGACUGAUCGAGGUUAUACCUGGGUAUUCCUUCCACGCCAUGGUGGCCAUGUUUGGCAUCAGCGGGACUUUAAUGGUCAGCAAAUCGCUUAAGAUUCCAAAGCUAUAGGCCAUUGCACGCUGACAGCGACGAGCCGCACCAGGAGGAGCAACGUACACGCAAAGAUGAGUGAGAUAGCUACUUAUUAUAAAUAAAAGAGAUAUCAGCUUCAGAACA